Lingula anatina is the source of this 1258-nucleotide messenger RNA. Its product is annotated as monocarboxylate transporter 12-like. Gene Ontology annotation, biological process: transmembrane transport. The record is from RefSeq and is a predicted model, not a curated record. Gene Ontology annotation, molecular function: monocarboxylic acid transmembrane transporter activity. NCBI's taxonomy places the organism in Eukaryota, Metazoa, Brachiopoda, Lingulata, Lingulida, Lingulidae.
UAGGAUCCAAGGUAGAUCUACAUGUAGCUUUGCACAGUAGGAGAAGCGGCUAAACAUCUGAAAUCGACCGUACAUUUUCACAAUAAAGAAACUGUCUUUCAUCACUAAGAUGACCACCCCAAAGGCAUUUGACAACACAGCAUAUGAAAAUUCUUCUGAAGACGACAAUUUUCCAGAUAAACCUGCAGAUAUCAUUCAAGAGCCGGAAAUUCAGCGAGAGAUCGAGGAAGCAAAAAGUUCAGAGCCAACAUGCAUCUUCAAGUUAUUAGCACUAACAGGCUCCACAUUGGCAUUCAUCCUAAUAGGAGGCAUCUUCUUCAAUAGUGGCGUCCUAUACGUGACAUUUUUGGAACAUUUCGGAGCUGACAGAGGAGUCACCGCUUGGGCUGGAUCUGUUCAGUUAGCGAUGGUGUUUGGAGCAGGACCUGCUGCCGCAGCAUUGGCCAAUCGCUUCAAUUGCUAUGUGGCGGUCAUUUCAGGGGGACUGCUUGCUACACUCGGGCUCAUCAUCAGCUCAUUUGCUACCGAUAUAUAUUUCCUUAUUAGUAGCUACGGGUUCAUGACAGGUAUUGGUCUGGGACUGGUUUAUGCCCCAGCUGUUAUGCUGAUGGGCAAAGUAUUCACUACAAGAAGGGGACUAGCAGUAGGAAUUGUGGUCUCGGGUAUGAGUAGCGGCUGGUUGUCCUAUCCCUUCAUCAUGAGAAGUCUGUUAGAUAAUUGCGGUUGGCAAAUAUGCUUACGUGUUCUGGCAGCCAUGACUUUUGUUAUCUGCAUCUGUGGUGUGUGCAUGAUACCGGCCGAAAGAAAAACAUCCAACACUACCAAACGCGGUCUGGACAUUAAAAUUAUUCGAAAUCCCAACCUCCUCCUCUUAUGUCUUGCCAUGAUGGCAUACUUAUUUGGACUGUCGGUUGUGUCUGUUCAUGUCCCAGCUUUUGGAGAAACGUUGGGGUUUUCUGUUCAACAGGGGUCGAUGUUAGCCACAAUUAUGGGAGCAACGUCCCUUUUGGGACGCAUCUUUUUCGGCGCCAUUGCAGACGUGAAGAAGUGUGACAUUUUGGUGGCGAAUGCAAUAGCAGUUACGUGUACAGGGAUUCCUGUAAUGCUGUAUAUAACGUCUAAUUCUUAUGCGAUGUUGGCAUCUUUUGUUGGGACCUAUGGGUUUUUCAGUGCAUCUUUUCCGACGUACGUGCCUCUCUUGGUAUUAGAGUUUGUUGGCAUUGACAAGAUGGUGUCUGGAAAAGGAAUUGCCAUGUUU